Ruditapes philippinarum (Manila clam) is the source of this 3153-nucleotide messenger RNA. Its product is annotated as sorting nexin-14-like. The transcript is spliced from 10 exons. Gene Ontology annotation, cellular component: late endosome. Gene Ontology annotation, biological process: autophagosome maturation. The record is from RefSeq and is a predicted model, not a curated record. The coding region runs from base 292 to 813 and encodes 173 amino acids. Lineage: Eukaryota; Metazoa; Mollusca; Bivalvia; Venerida; Veneridae. Gene Ontology annotation, molecular function: phosphatidylinositol binding.
GUUUUAUAUUUUCAGAAAUUGUUGACGAAACCUGUUUUGAAAGGCAGUCAACUUUUGUACAAUUUUUUCACUGCCGAGACAGCAUUUGAUUUUGGAUUAGACAUCAAAAUAGGUCGUGCAAUAAAAUCUGGUGCAAGAAAACUUGUUAAAGAGAAAGGACAGCACCUUGAGACAUUUCUGUGUGGAUUUGAGAGAAGUACAGAGCCUCCAAACCCUCGACCUGGGAAACAAGAAAGGAGAGAUUCCGGAGCAUCAUUAUUGUCAAAUUCGAGUCUUAAGUUAUGCCAGACAAUGUUUGAGAACAACGCUAAUGGUAUAGAUAGGCGUGACCAUGUGGACGGUGACUUGUUGGUAGAAAAAUCAGAGGUGGAAGGAAUUUAUGAUUCCUUGAUUUAUAUAGCAAGGUAUGUUUAUAGAGUUCCGGACUGGUGCCAUCAUUUGUUGUACACUGCACGUAUGUUUGUGAAACAAACUUUAGAAGCAUAUUUAGACUGGUACACUGACUAUAAAGUUCACAUGGUCACACGGGAACACAGGCUGGUCUCCCUAAUUCACCUACUUAGAGAUGUGCUUUUCUUCGACAAUGACCCACCGAGGACAGACGAUGAUAAAAGAAAACGUUUCCAAGAAGUGACGACUGGUUGCCUAAACUUCCUGCCAAAACCAGCGGUAUGGGUGAUAGGUGAGACUCCACAUAGAGAGGGAACUUUAAUGAUUCUACAUGCUUUACAACAACCUAAACUUAACAAACAGCUCAGUUACGUGUUCCUAGAUAUAUUCAUCACAGAAUUGUUUCCAGAGUUAAAGCAGUGAUCAACUUGAGUGAAUACAUGAAAUCAUCAGCAAGAAAUCGUUAUAUAUAGAGCAAUAAUGUUUUGCUUAACUCAAUAUUUAUAUUGUUCUGUUUGUGAGAUCUAAUUUUAAGGUUACAGUCAAAAUUUGAAAGUGGGAACGGGCAAUGAUUCAUAAUGUACAUAUCAUUCCUAUUUACCCGUAUGUGCUUAAAUCCAUAGUCUGCUGAAACCUAAAAUGAUAAACAUUUGCCACCAAUAUAAGGCUAGACCAACCUUCUCAUUUUUGAAGACUAACUAGCAUCUAUAUUAAUAUCAUACUAACUUUCAAUAUUCACUUUUGUAUCUCAAAAUUGAGAAUGGACAGUUGUCAAAGUGUAAUGUAAGAAAUUUAGCAGGUUAAAGGUUAACUAGCCUCCGAGUCUGAGUGGUGAAUGGCUACCUAACAUCGAUCCUCUACUCAUUGAGGGCAAUUUCCUUGCUAAAACUGUUUAAACCAGUAUUAUAUCAGAGGUUUAUCACAAUUUUGUUAUAACUUGUAUAUGUUAUGUCAAAUGACUAAAUUAAUGUUGUCAUUUAUAUGUAGUGGAUGUUUGUCUGUUUGGGUACAUUGUAGAUCCACUGUAAUGAUCAACUGAGUUGUUUGAAGGAAUAGAAAGAAGUGUCUGUUUUGUUCAGUAAACAAAUUACUAGCAGCUUAAAUAUUGUUUGUGUCAUUGAGUGAUUUUUUUAUUUAAUUCAUGUAAUACUACUUAGAUAUAGUAAUAAUGACGUGCAAUAUAUCUUUACAGGCCUACUGUGAUAAAUUAUGUAUUGAAAUGAAAUAUUGUAAUUUGAUUGACUUGGAUUCCUAUCUUAGACACAAUAAGAGAAAAAUUACAUUAGUUUAGAAAUGGUAUUGUCACUGAUCUGCUAUUUAUCGCUCUUGACCACAGUGGUUUUGAAUACUGAUAUAUUUUUACAAGUGCAUAGCGUCGAAAGGUUGUAAAAUGCCAUAGGUUUUGUUUAAGGGUAACGAAUACCUAAAAGUUAAAUUACUAUAUCGCUAGUACAGUUAGUUACACUUUAAAGACAUAAUUAUGUAAACCACUUCAAAAGAAUUUUUAAGGUGUUUGAUUGUUUUCCUCUUACAUUAAAAUCUUUAUUCCACUAUAACGUAUUCAUGAAGAUUUCAUUUUUAAUGGUUACAUAUAGAACAGAAAUUGAAAAAAAAUAUUGAUAUUUUUUUUAUCAAAGGACUAUUUGUGUAAACUUUUACGAUUAUUUUAAAAGAACUUAACAUUAUUCCAAAACAUAAACAAUAUCUCUGAACAAGAGAUUUUUCACAAUAUUAUUUGUUACCCUUCAUAUAUGAAUUGAUGAUUAACUGUUCAUUUUAGCUCGACUUGGGAGACCUAUUGUUUUCGCUCCGCCAUCAGCAACGUGCUUAAUUAAAGAUUUUGUGUGCUAGUUUGUAACUUGUGCAAGUUUGUUACUCGAAAAAUACACAAGAGAAUUGGCUGAAAAUUUAGACACUUACUUGGGAGCUUAUUAUGUGGUCACUAUCUAUACAAAACCCAUAGCUAUAACAUUGACUUUGACAGAAUUAUUGUCCUUUUGAAAAAUUCACAUUAUCCAGACUCUUGCUUUAUCGCCAGGCACUGAGAAUAGUAGAACACUCGGUCAUCAGACAACUCUUGUUACUUUAAAUUAUCUUGAAAUUUUAUAAGCUAAAACUUCUUGCUAUUAUGAUUGCUGCGGCGUCAUUGUAAUCUGUGUAAUUGUCUUUAUCACCGUGUCUAAUGUUGCCCAUUAUUCAAACAUCUCAACAUAAAACUUGGAAUACUUGCUCAUCAUGAUAAGGUACAGUCGUUAGACAAGGAGAAGAGUCUAAAAGCUAUAUAUUUGUCUCUUUUGAACUUUCAAUUUUUGGAAAUUUCUUCUUCAUGUCAAUGAAUUUAUAAUUGUGAAAUUUAUUAAUAUGUUCAUAAUAACAAGGUUUAUUUGCCAGCCAAGGGUAUCAUUCGUAAAGCUAUUUUUUGUUUAGAUAAUGUCCCUUCUUAGCAUAGAAGUUGUGUCAAAUUGCUUAUUAUGCUAAAUGUUCCAAAACUUAAAAUCUGCUCCCUCAUUUUUACAAUGUACAAUUGUAAAACUAGGUUCAUUAUCGUAAAAUCAAUAUUUUAGUAAGUCUAGAGGUAUUUAUCAUUAAGGCACUAUUUUUAUGAAUCAUGUCCAUUUUUAACUAAAAUAUGAAUAAAAUUGGAUUUUGAAAAUUAUUGCGAUUCUUGUUACAAGAAUGCGAUUGAUAUUUAUAAAAACAAUUUGAAAGUAUUUGUGUAUUAAGUUUAAUGUUCACUGUGUUAUUUAUGAAAAGAAAACUCAA